CCCUGCUCCAGAAACAUACACAACUUGGACUCCUUCAGCUCCUCACUGUCAGGAGUAGUAGGAUUUUCAGCACAAAGGACCUGAGCCCGCUGUGAGAUCUAGAAAGCUGUGGAUCACCAAAACUGAUACUGGAAGCUGCUAAGCUAAGUUUGUUGAUUCCUGGCUUAGUCUUUCUGAUCUGAGGACCUAAUCUGCUUUCAUUCUUCACCCCAAAACCAUGAAGUCUCGUCGAUCAAGCUGCACUGACCCUGGAUCAGAGCCUUCAUCAUCAGACUGUGAGAGUCCAGGGAAAUAUGAGACGUCCACGAGGCGACGGAUGGCUGCCAACGCCAGAGAGAGGAAGAGGAUGCAGGGUUUGAACACAGCCUUUGAUUGCCUUCGCAAAGUGGUCCCUCAGUGGGGCCAGGACAAACAACUGUCCAAGUAUGAGACUCUGCAGAUGGCCCUCAGUUACAUCAUGGCCCUCAACCGGAUCCUGACAGACCCGAGGAGGCACAACGCUCCUUACAAGCAAUGGCUGAACCUGCAGUUUGACUGUGUUCAGCCUGAGAGCUACCCCUGCCUCAUGAGGUACGACUCUCCAGCUGAGGAGGACUGUAUCCACUCAUCGAUCCUAGACCAGUUCAGGAGCCAUCAGGUCCACACAUGAACCACCCACCUUUGAUCGAUAAGGGACAUUAUGUUUGAUGAGGUGACUAGAUGGA
Molecule: messenger RNA, 704 nt
Organism: Notolabrus celidotus (New Zealand spotty)
Lineage: Eukaryota; Metazoa; Chordata; Actinopteri; Labriformes; Labridae
Gene: atoh7
Product: atonal bHLH transcription factor 7
Exons: 1
Coding region: 218-649 (143 amino acids)
Molecular function (GO): protein dimerization activity
Source: RefSeq, a predicted model, not a curated record